GUGUAUUGACCGAUUUGACAAGCCUUUUGCACGUGCAAGAACGGCUCACGUUUUUUUGUCGGAUAAUUCGGACUGAUCGGGCGUUAAUGAACCGACAUUAUGGGCAGCAAGUGAGAAUAAAUGUAGAUUCAUAACUGAAAAUUGAACUAGGACUAUUGUAAAAUUAAAUUAAUUGAAUAACUUCGUAUACGACUGAUAAGAUCAUAAAGUGCAUGUGUGGCGCUUGCGAAAUUAUCUUUCAUCAUCAACAUUAACAGUAUCAUUAUAUGCAUCUCAAUUCAUUAUCAUAAAUUAAACGAAUCAAAUAAAUACAGGUAGGAGCGAUAAGACUGUAAAAAAGUGUGUGUGUUUGCCAAAUCAUAAUUCAUUAUCAACAUCAACCCCUUAAAUUUGGCAUAGUUUCUGAAUGAUUUGUUUGUUGCGUUUAUUUUAUCAUACUUUUUAUAAAUGACUAUGUCUGUGAUUGAGAAAAGAGCUUUUGAAUAAUUAAUUCAUUAUAAGUAAAGCUUAUAAUUGCGGGGAGUUUGCAUAUUCAUCAUUUAAUGGAUCGUGGACAAUGUCAGAGUAACUUUUAAGACUUCUUCAGGAGUGGAGUUGGGUGACGAUAGUGUUGGUGAUAUGGUGGUGGUAGUUGUGACAAGGGGGACUGAGUGCAAGCCAGCGAGAAUUCAACAGUUCCAUUCAAUUCGCAUUGAGGGCAGACAUCAACUCUAGGAAAUUAUUUGAAUUUGAAAAUAGAAACAAUCAUGUUGAGAGGAUAUUCGCCGAUUACCCAAGCCCUUUUGGGAACAUUGUUCACAUGGGGUUCUACGGCUGCUGGUGCUGCCCUGGUUAUUUUUAUUAGAGGAAAACAACGAAAGCUUCUGGAUGCCAGUCUAGGAUUCGCCGCUGGCGUGAUGAUGGCAGCAACUUAUUGGUCGCUUUUGAAACCUGCAAUUGAAAUGUCCAAGGAGAGCAAAAUUUAUGGAAACGAAGGAGAAUAUGCGUUCAUACCUGUCGGACUUGGGUUUUUCUUAGGCGCGGCUUUUGUGUAUGGAACGGAUGUGUUGAUUACUACCCUCGGCAUUCAGUCCCCCAAUGUGCUUUUAGCAAUGCAAUCAGUCGGAUUUUAUGAGCAGAGUACAAGAAGAAGGCCUGCGGGUGGAAUCCAGAGGCCGACCGAAGCUGAAGAGACGGGAACUCUUUACGAAGAUCCUGGAAAUGAGUUGAAAAACAAUCAAUGGAGGAGGAUAUUACUGCUCGUCGUUGCAAUUACAGUGCACAAUAUUCCAGAAGGCCUUGCCGUUGGUGUGGGAUUCGGUGCCGUAGGAAGUAGCCUAUCAGCUACAUUUGAAAAUGCAAGAAAUUUAGCAAUCGGAAUUGGAAUACAAAAUUUUCCAGAAGGAUUAGCGGUGUCCUUGCCCCUACAAGCCUCUGGAUUUAGUACUUUAAAAAGCUUUUGGUACGGACAAUUGUCGGGAAUGGUGGAACCCAUCGCUGGAAUCCUGGGGGCUGCUGGAGUCUCUCUCGCUGCUCCUAUGCUACCUUAUGCUCUUUCAUUUGCCGCAGGUGCUAUGAUUUAUGUCGUUGUCGAUGACAUCAUUCCGGAAGCACAACAGAGUGGAAAUGGUAAGCUCGCCAGCUGGAGUUCAAUUGUUGGAUUCCUGGUGAUGAUGUCUCUGGACGUUGGAUUAGGUUAAGAUCAUUUUCUAAAAAUUAUUUUGUACGAGUGUUGUUAUUUCGCACAGCUGGAUAACGAAAAAGCAACGAUAACGACAUCGACUGAUAGAUUAGAGCUUCAUUCCGAUAUCAGUAUUUGUCUGAAUGUCAAAGAGAGUCUGAUUUGCGACAUUUUUACGAAAGCUAGUUUUAAAGAUGGAAUGAAAAAACAGUUUCUGGGUAUUGAAGACAAUAUCUGGUGUAAUUUUUAAAGUCAGGUUUAAAGAGCAGUUUUCGUGCUAUUUCUUGAUCGUUGUUUGGCACAUUUUUGUACAGACUACAAAGUAUUCAUUAAAAUGUUGUGAGCCAGUUUUACGUGCAGCGUUAAGAACGCUCAUUGCAACAAUUUUAUUUAUUAUGAACCUUUUUUGAGAUUGAUUUUAAAUGUUAGGAUUAAGUGUGGAAAACUAAAGUUUAUUUUAUUCAAACGAUAGAAUAUGGACAGCAGCCUGUUAGCUGUACUGAUUUUUCUAUAACUGAAAAGCAAGCUAAAAAAUAACACAAGAAUAUUGUCCACAUGAUUCGCAAUAUAUAUAAGAUUCGUUAUCUUGGAUUUACGUUAUGUUUACUCUUUUGCAAUUAUUGACAAAAGUGUUUGCUAAAAUAACAUUCUGUUAUUUGUUUGUACAAUUGUGAUCAAGAGCCAAGAUGUAUUAUUUGGAAACAUAUAUAUCUAACUAGAAUUAGAUCAUUUACUUAAUUUAAAUAUGGUAAUUUUAAUUCAAAAUUGUAACCCUUGAUUAUAGUCCAAGCAGAUUUCUAAAAUUGGGGAAAGAUUUUUUGAUUAGACAAAAUAUUGCUUUUUUGGUUCGUUUUGUAGUUAGCGUAAAAGAUCGCUGCUGAUUUGUGAGAAAAAUACUAUUUUACAAACUACGCUCAUUGCAUUAUCAGCUUAACCGUCGUUAUUGUCAAAGUUUUGUAAUUAUUGCUUUGUUGAACGUGCACAAUGCUUAUUCCCAAUGUGUUCGAGUUAUAUCACUCCAGGAGUAAUCUUGACGCCGCAGAUUUGUUGCCAGAGUGUGUAAAGUGUGUAGAGUGUAUAUACAUACUCGUAUAGAAGUAUUUUAACGACGACUGUUAUGUACAUAAUAAUAAGUAUUCCUACACUUGCAAAGGCGUAUAACGUAUGUCCAAUAAAAUAAAGAGGUUAUGCUCGUUCACUCGUGUCUCGUUUACAAGAGUGAGCAAAAUUAAUAGAGGCCUGCUCGAGCGAUUGUGAGUGAGUGGAAACGAAUUUUGUUACAGAGAGAAACGAAAAUCAAGUGCCACUUAUGAGUAAGCGUCAAAUAAUGCAGCAAAUUGGUCAAUUCUCCUAUUAUGGCUAAAAAAUUUGGCGAAGAUAUUAAAGAAAAAACUAAGUUAAAUUAAUUGCAAACCAAAAUGAUAAAAUUCUCCUUACGACGAAAUAACUUAUGAAGAAGUGUCUUGCAGACAAAAUGUGCUCUUAGAAAAAUUGUAAUGAAAACUUCGGUCAUUGCACGGUUUAUAUUAAACCAGUUUACAGGGUAAUCGCUGUCUUGAAAAAGAAAAGGUUCGCAAAGUACAGGCCAUAGACUGCCUUACAGUUGCGCUUAUGAAAUCGUUUUUUUGUGAAAACAUAAACGAUUUUCAUAGUGAGAUUUAUGGAAUGUGUGAAAUAAAAAUAUGUUUAUUAGAAUCAAUGACAUCUUCCUUUGAAUUUUGUUAUCAAUUGUUAUAUUUUGUUCAUUCUACGAAAUAUAUUUUCUGGGUGAAGUUAAAACAAAUGUCUCAUUAAAAAAUUUAUCUUUGGGUUUUUAUCGAAACAUUUUUUAUGUAUAAAUUGACUUUCAUCUUUGAGAAAUACUAAUUCUGUACUGAAUACAAUUAUUUUGUAAAUUCUGGAAAAAGUGGUACUAGAGAGAGUGAAGAAAUGUCUGUAUUUAUAUUGUGCAUUUUUUACGAAAAUUAUUGAUACACUCUUUUGCAUUACGUGAUCCAUUCGAAUGUUUAUCUCACAAAACAAUUUCAUAGUGAGGUGCAGAUUAUUUAUCCAAUUUGUACAUAAUUCUGUAAAAUAUAUUUCAAUUCAAUAUAUGUAAUUACUUAUUAUAUUCUGCGUGAUUCUAAUCAUGA
Belonocnema kinseyi is the source of this 3792-nucleotide messenger RNA. RefSeq names its product zinc transporter ZIP11 (gene Zip48C). The record is from RefSeq and is a predicted model, not a curated record. Lineage: Eukaryota; Metazoa; Arthropoda; Insecta; Hymenoptera; Cynipidae. Gene Ontology annotation, biological process: zinc ion transmembrane transport. The transcript has 6 exons. Gene Ontology annotation, molecular function: zinc ion transmembrane transporter activity. Gene Ontology annotation, cellular component: membrane. The coding region runs from base 747 to 1679 and encodes 310 amino acids.